AUGAGAAUGGGCCUGGCCGUAAUUGUACAAGUUCCUAGGAGCCUGCCAACGCUUCUCGCAAGCAUAAGAUUGAGCAGACCCUUGGUGAAGCUCAUGGUCAACCAGAUCAGCAGAUCAAGACAGCCCAUCAAACGCCCAGACUUCUUCACCUCCUUCGCGCCUUCCUUCUCCUCCACGCUCUUGCCGCCUGCCUUUUCGAAAAUCUUCUUGUCCACCACAGCUUUCGCGUUGGCCUUGUUCGCGUCUUCGAUCAUCUGUGCGAACUUCGACUUCUUCUCCAGCUCGGCCUUCGCAUUUGCUUUGUUGGCAGCCUCGAUAGUCUGCGCGAACUUCGAUUUGGCGCGCUGGUUGAGAGCCGUGGCGCCGGUGCGAAGGGUGGCCGUGGCCGACUUGGUGUUGAAGGUGAUGAACAUUUUGUUGUUCGAUGUUUGCAUGGACAUCGUCGCCGCCAUGUGGGAUCGCUUCCGCGAGGAGCACAAGAAGCUGGAUGCGCGCGAGAAUGCGGUGAAGACGAUGGAGACGAAGGUGGAAGAAGCUCGUCUGACCCUGUUGAAGGAGCAUCGCGAAAUAGGGGCAUGCAGCAGUCCCGACCUCAACGAAGAGCUGAAGCGACUGCGGGAGUCGCACUCCCAACUACAGUACCAGCUCUCCGGUGACCAGAGAGACCGCGAUGCUUUGCAGCUGGAGAACAGCGAUCUGAAGAAGCAGCUCUCUUGGAUGAAGGCGAAAGAGUCCGCUGCUCGCGGUCACAAUGGACGCCUGUCGACUGGCGACAGCAAAGAGCGCUCUGUGCUCGAUCUUCCGCACCCUUCCUCCUUCCGCCUCUCUCCGUCUCCCUCUCCCGAAAAGUCGCGCACUCCCACGUCUGGCUCAAGACUCCAGCUCACGAAGCGCUACCCAACCGAGGAAGAGCAGGAGUACUCCGAGAAGGCUCGUGGACGACAAGGGCGCAAAGCAUCACUCCGCCAGGUCUACGAUGUCCGCAGAGAUGUGAAGAAAGAUCUGAAUACCUACCGCCCUGUCAGCCGGCACUCGACUUCCCCUCUGCCGUCCUACACUACCGCUCGAGCCUCGACUCCCGGACCGCAUCUCAAUGUCGUCACCACAGUCAGCGGCAACAUCAACGGAUCUCCACCGAAGCGUCGCAGCCAGGUCUUUGAGCCGUCCAAUCAAGGCCCGAACCUGCCAUCGUCUUCCCUUUGGGACAGCAUCGAAGCAAGCAUCGAGCUUCCGACCCACACCAAGCAAGACGACAGCUAUCUGUCCCCUACCCGCAAAAGCAAGACUGCUAUUCGCGGUGCCCAGGCCGAAUGGGCCGGAAUGCGGGCCUCCGUUGAGGAUGACGAGGCUGGCGAGAUCAUGACUGCGACUGGCCAAGAUUUGAAGAAGGAUCAGGACGACGACACAGUCUCCGUGGCUGAGAGCGCGAGGUUCAUCUAG
Messenger RNA from Zymoseptoria tritici IPO323, 1440 nucleotides. RefSeq lists its product as uncharacterized. Lineage: Eukaryota; Fungi; Ascomycota; Dothideomycetes; Mycosphaerellales; Mycosphaerellaceae. The record is from RefSeq and is a predicted model, not a curated record. The transcript has 5 exons. The coding region runs from base 1 to 1440 and encodes 479 amino acids.